This is a messenger RNA of Pecten maximus, 1408 nucleotides long. RefSeq names its product mitochondrial genome maintenance exonuclease 1-like. The record is from RefSeq and is a predicted model, not a curated record. Gene Ontology annotation, cellular component: mitochondrion. Gene Ontology annotation, molecular function: single-stranded DNA exodeoxyribonuclease activity. Gene Ontology annotation, biological process: mitochondrial DNA replication. The coding region runs from base 157 to 1368 and encodes 403 amino acids. Lineage: Eukaryota; Metazoa; Mollusca; Bivalvia; Pectinida; Pectinidae. The transcript has 5 exons.
ACCGGAAACGGAGAACGAAAUAAAUCAACAAAACCACAUGGCAGCAAAGGAAGAAUGAAAUCAUGUCUAAACACUGAACAACGACUAGAUGGUAUUUGUAUACAUGGAAAUGCAUGCUUAACAAGAAUUGUUGGAUUAAUUGGUUAAAACACAGUGAUGGCCUCAACUCUGCUUCAAAAGUUUCGGCAUAUGAGAGCAAAUGUUUUGUUACAAGAACCAAUAAUCCAGAAUUUUUUAAAGUGUUCACCAUCUGAGAUCCAUUAUAAUGUGCGUUGGAACAUUAAUGCUACAAAAACAAUAUCAAGAGCAAAAUCAACAUCCUUGCCUGGUAGAGUUAAAAAAAGACUAACCAUUUUAGAAAAUAAGACUUUUCCAGAGACAACAGUUGUUGAAGAAGCAGAGAAGAAACUAAAAGCAAAUGAAGAUGAAACAAAUCCUCGACUUACAAACAGUGUAUCCAACAUAGCAGUUGAUGAAAAAAGCAAAUCAAACCUUGUUUAUCUUCAAAAAAAUAAACGUGAAUCUGAAAAGACUGUUAAGAGUACAAAAAUUUAUAAAAAGACAUCUUCAAAGAGUCAACAAAGCAGUAAGGUUGCUGGUCUUAGCUAUGUCCGAAAGUGUUGUGUUUAUAAUCCUGUAGAUCAGAUAGAAGACACCAGUGAUCUGAGUGGAAACUACACCAAGUACAAAAAGUUUGUAGAUAAUCUGUCGCUUAGUUCGAUUCCAUCCGUUACUGCUAUUAUCAACGCAACCAUGCCAGGCAGUGCCAGAUAUUUCUUAAAUCGCUGGAAAAGACAGAUGAUUGAGGAACUUGGCGAAGAAGGAUUUAAAGAGCACCAGAAAAAAACACUAGGCCUUGGAAAGAAUCUGCACUCCUGUAUACAAAAAUACCUUGAGGGAAUGAGCCAGGAUGACCUCCCGAUGGAGUCAGAUAACCAGGGACACUGGAACAGUCUGGCCCAUGUUUUACCUGACAUCAGUGAUGUGAGAGCUGUAGAGGUGGACGUCAGCCAUCAGACACUGCUGUACCACGGAAAGUUUGACUGUAUAGCCAAAUACAGGGAUAUGCUGUGUCUCAUAGACUGGAAGACUUCAAAGAAAUCAAAGCCUUCACUAUCUAAUACAUUUGAUAACCCCAUCCAACUGGCUGCUUAUCUUGGUGCCGUCAACAGCAGCAGACUUGAUGUAGGAGGGGAGUAUACAAAGGUGAGAAAGUGCGCCCUCGUGAUAGCCUACCCCCAUGGAGACCCUGCCCACGUUCAUGUUAUGGAUAGUGAUCAGAUUGACAUUUACUGGGAUAAAUGGCUGGACCGACUCGAAUACUAUUGGGUCUUGAAAUCAAACAACAAAGUUCCAGCAUGGAUAUGAAAAGUCAGAAAUUAAUAAAAUCAUGAAACAAGCCAUCUUA